UUUUUUUUUCUUUCUCUGUGGCCACUUAUAUAUAUAUUUUUUUAUUGGAGUAUAGUUGCUUUACAAUAUUGUGUUAGUUUCUUCUGGACAGCAAAGUGAAUCAGCUAUACGUAUACCUAUAUCCCCUCUUUUUUGGAUUUCCUUCCCAUUUAGGUCACCACGGAGCACUGAGCAGAGUUCCCUGUGCUAUACAGUAGGUUCUCAUUGGCUGUCUGCUUUAUACAUAGUAUUAAUAGUGUAUAUGUGUCAAUCCCAAUCUCCCAGUUCAUCCCCCCCGCCGCCCCGCUUCCCCCUUGGCCAGAGGCCUCAGCGGCCAGGGAACAGGGUCUUGUCUGAGCCAGGGUAGGGGCUGCUCUGCCUUCCUGCUCCCACGGUUGGCUCCUGGCUCCAGCUGGGAGGCCGGCCCUGCAUACCUGCCUUCCCACUGGAAGUGCCGUCUUCCGUCCUCCCUGCGCUGCGGCACCAACCAGCAGCCCUCAGAGGCCUCGCUGAGCUGCUGGUAUCUCCCGCCGGGCCGCUGGGCGGAUCUGACAUCAUAGCCUCAGGUAAGUCACUGGGGGCUAAGUGGGUGUUCCCAGCUGAGGAAGGGUGGGUCACACACCGGCUCCCUCUCCCAGCCCCAGCGGCUCCCCAUCUCUGCCCAGGUCCCAGGGUGACACAGGAGGCUGCAGCUGGUGCCCUGGGCCAUGGCCUGGACACAUUCCCUCCUCACCCAGGGCAGCUUCCAAGGACCUGCUGCAGUUCUGCCCAGUCCCAGGGGAUUCCUAGCUGGAGAACAAGCCCUCAAGGCAGGAUCAUCAGGGCCAAGCCCUGACUGGGCUGGAGGAGUGAGGUGUCGCUGAGUAAAGGCCUGGGGGGACCCCUGAGUGUCUCCCUCAGCUGCCUCAGGGGCAGGUGGAGAGCAAGGGCUCUGAUUCCACGGGCUGUGGCCCCGGCCAGUGCCCUCCUGGCUCCUGGUGACCUUUGCCGGCACCUUGGGCUGCACGGAGGCUGCUGGCUGUGGCAUCUCUCCCCAGUGCUCUGCCGUCCCACUCCCACUGUUUGCUGUGGCUCACAGCUUCCCCCUUCCUCAGGUCACCUUGGAGGUCAGAGAAUCUCCCCCACUCUCGCGUGGAUCCUGGCCCAGCCUGGCCCCGGCAGCAGGCGGCACGGGAUGAGGGCUCCCUUGCCAGUCCCUCCUCCCUGCCUUUGUCUCUUCCUGCCCGUGGGCUCGGCUGGGGUGUGGAGGGAGGGAGGGCCACUCUUCCCAUCCAGGCCCUGGGUCACUAGCACCUCAUAACUUUCUCUUCCACUGAGGACACAGCCAGCAGCUCCUGCCAUGGACAGGGGGUACCUGGGUGAGUCCCCUGAACCCCAUCCCCCCACCUUCUCAGACUCUGACACAGGUGUCCGCCCCAUCACUUUCAAGUGCACCCCCAGCUUCCCAGGAGUACAGGAAAAGCAGAAACAAGGAGAGGCGGGAUUUCUAGACAAGGGCAUCUCGGUAUGGGUCCUGGGCGUGCCGUCAUCUCUGCUCCCAGCAUCUCUGAGCUGCAAGAGCUGGGAAGGCAACUUGUGCAACAGCCCCCUUUCUGUCUGUGUGUCCAUCUGUCUGUCCACCUGCAGGAACUCUGAAGCCGGACUGCUGGGUUCAGAGCUUGGUUCCCCCACUUCGUAGCUGCCUGACCUCUGGCAAAAUCCACAGUGGCUUACAAAGAUAGACAAAAUGUACUAAGAUACCAAGAUAAUGUAUAGUAAGGAGGUACCAGUGUCUGUGUGGAGGGCCCCAGGAGUUUUGGGAGUACAGCCAUGGGGGCUUUCUAGCUCUGGUUUUGUCCCUGACUGGGUGUUUCAGGCAAAUCCCUCAACCUCCCUGUCCUCAGUCUUCCUGGGCUGCCCAGUGGGGAUCAUGGCGCUGCCCUGGCCACCUUCAGGGUCAUUGUGGAGUCAAUGACCAGCUCAGUUUCUUUAUCUGCGGAAUGGAGCAAACGUGCAUUCGGCAGGACAAUGCAUGCAAGAACUUGACACACGCUCAGCCCCUACCGAAGGUUAGCUCUGUUGUAUUUUCGUGAAUAUUCAUCACUUGACCCUGAAAGCAGAAGAGCUGAAUGGGUGUCUCGGCUCCUGGUCUGCAGGCCGUGACAUUUCCUCUUUCCAUCUCACCCUCAUGUUCAUUCUGCUGGAAGGUGGUUGGCUUUUCUGGGUCUGACGGUGUAUGACAGUAACGAUAAUGACACUUACUGUGUACCAGGCCCCCUGCCACACCCUUUACUGCAUUACCUCACUUUCUACUCAUCACAACCCAUUCUACAGAUGAGGAGACUGAGGCACACAGAGGUUAAGUCACUUGACAGAGGCCAUAUACUGAGCAAGUGCAGGAGCCAGGAAGUGAACUCAAACCUUGAUCCCACUGCCACUGCUCCAGGAAGAUUAAUAGAUGGAGUCCUUUUGAAGGGCUAACCCACCCCUGAUGAGCGCUGACUGCUGACCUUGGCCCUUUGGCUAUAACUGAGCAUCAGCCUCUACUGGAAGCCAAUUCGACUGAUUAGAACUCAGUUAGGAAUGUGAGCUACCCAGCGCUGCGGUCCCCAAGCCAGGCACUCUCCCCGAAGCAGAGGCCGCGGGAAGAGGGCAGUGGGACGUGCCCGUCUGCGGGGGGACAUGGCAGGAUUGUCAACAGAUGAUGGUGGCAGCCCCAAGGAGGACGUGGACCCAUUCUCCUAUGACUAUGAGACUGUCCGCAACGGGGGCCUGAUCUUCGCUGCCCUGGCCUUCGUCGUGGGGCUUAUCAUCAUCCUCAGCAGACGAUUCCGCUGCGGGGGCAGGAAGAAGCACCGGCAAGUUCACGAAGAUGAGCUGUAAUGAGAGAGCCAGUCGUGUCCACCAUUGCACCGGGGCCGCUUGGGAAGCCCUCCCUGAGCUAUAGGUCUUUGUACCCAGGACUGCCAGGCCCUCGGGCUGAAGGAAGCCCCGGGCUCCGCAUGACCCCUGGGUGGGCAUCGCCUCCUCCCACCCCGU
This is a messenger RNA of Lagenorhynchus albirostris (white-beaked dolphin), 2997 nucleotides long. RefSeq names its product FXYD domain containing ion transport regulator 2 (gene FXYD2). Gene Ontology annotation, biological process: monoatomic ion transport; regulation of sodium ion transmembrane transporter activity. Gene Ontology annotation, molecular function: sodium channel regulator activity. The transcript has 8 exons. Lineage: Eukaryota; Metazoa; Chordata; Mammalia; Artiodactyla; Delphinidae. Gene Ontology annotation, cellular component: membrane. Bases 2641 to 2841 code for a protein of 66 amino acids. The record is from RefSeq and is a predicted model, not a curated record.